This is a messenger RNA of Thunnus maccoyii (southern bluefin tuna), 1636 nucleotides long. It is a transcript of the gene ogfod2, whose product is annotated as 2-oxoglutarate and iron-dependent oxygenase domain containing 2. Gene Ontology annotation, molecular function: oxidoreductase activity, acting on paired donors, with incorporation or reduction of molecular oxygen; iron ion binding; L-ascorbic acid binding. Bases 123 to 1175 code for a protein of 350 amino acids. NCBI's taxonomy places the organism in Eukaryota, Metazoa, Chordata, Actinopteri, Scombriformes, Scombridae. The transcript has 7 exons. The record is from RefSeq and is a predicted model, not a curated record.
GGAAGUGUUCAUGCUAUGGCUGCUAACAGAAGCAGCCGUUUAGCUUGUCAGUCAUCAGUCUGAGUGGCGUAAUUCUGUUUUUCUGUCUCAUUUAAAGUAUAAUCAUCCUCCUGCGGGCAGUAAUGGAAAACGAAGAGGACGGAAAGUCACCGUUUUAUUUCUGUACCUGUUUCACAACUGACAACAUUUUCCUGGAGGACUACAAGCUCCAUGUUCGCUUCGUAACAGAGCAGCAGUUCAGACUGGACUAUCAUACCCUUCUUGAGAAGCUCGGCUGCGUGACAGACCGACAGUUUGAGGAUGUUCUCAACAAGAUUUCCCAGGAAGUGGACAGGCGAAGGCGUCUAGCGGUGACGUCUGCAGAGAGAGCCGCUGUUAUAAAAGACGUGUACCAGCCGCUCCAUCCUCAUGUCUACCAUCUGCAGGAGUCCGACCUCGCUCCAAAGUUCAAGCAGAUUGUUGAGUUGUGUCGCAGCAGCGACGCCAGUGAAGAAGGUCUCUUUGACUUGUUGAAGGAAGAAGCAGCUCCGAGGGUGUAUCGCUUCCCUGUGUUUGAGAAGAGCUUCUGCAAGGAGCUGGUGGAGGAGCUGGAGCACUUUGAGCAGUCUUCAGCCCCUAAAGGAAGACCCAACACCAUGAACCACUACGGGAUCCUCCUGAAUGAACUGGGCUUUGACGAGGGCUUCAUCACGCCUCUUCGCCAGCAGUACCUGCAUCCGCUCACCUCCCUGCUCUACCCGGACUGUGGGGGGCGCUGUCUGGACAGCCACAAGGCCUUUGUGGUCAAAUAUGACAUAAAUGAAGACGUGGACCUGAGCUACCACUAUGACAACGCAGAGGUCACCCUCAAUGUUUCCCUGGGCAACGACUUCACUGAGGGCAACCUUUACUUUGGUGAUAUGAGACAGGUGCCUUUGAGUGAGACCGAGUGCUCAGAGGUUGAACACAGGGUGACGGAGGGUCUCCUCCACCGGGGCCAACACAUGCACGGCGCCCUGCCCAUCUCCUCCGGCCAGCGCUGGAACCUCAUUAUCUGGAUGAGAGCCUCGCAGGAACGCAACAGUCUCUGCCCCAUGUGCAACAGGAGGCCCACGCUGGUGGAAGGAGAGGGCUUCGCUGAUGGAUUCACCAAACACUCUGCGUCCCUGCUGAACGCUUCGUGUGCGUUGACGUGACAGAUCCUGCAGCUGUCAGCCUUUUAUUAGUCACCGUGUGUCUGAUGUUGGCACCCUCUAGUGGUAGUAUCAAAACAGACACUGAAGCAAUUCCCACUUAGAUUGUAAGAAUAAAUUUAUUUUAUUUAAUUUAUUUUAAUGAUGCAUUUUGACUGUGUUCCACAUUGGAAUGAUCAAUCUAUCUUUGUUAUUUAAACCACCAAUAACAGUAACAGUAUUAUAAUUCUGGGUUUCCAACUGUCAAUGUUAGUUUCAGUCUGCACUGAGAGUGAAUAUUUGUGACUCUCCUGUCACAUAUUUUGCAGAAUAUACCCGCCUUAAUUCAAAAAUAUCCCAAAGCCCACAUCAUGCCAAAGAUGAUUUAGAGAGUAAUUAAAAUACUUACAGGAUGUCAUCUUUCUCUCUUUUGUUCAUAAACCCAGAAGUCAGUAAUACUGAUAUUAAACUGUCAUAUUCUCAAA